UUUGCCCUCUCUUUCAGUCGUCCACACUACUACUCCUAGUAGACAAUAAGCUCAUCGACCUCAUCAUCAUCAAGUGCUCUGCUGCCUAGCUAGCUCAAAAGAGAUAGAGCUACUCUAGUCUUGACUUAUUCCAUUUCCCGAUCCGGUUGUCGUUGUUGCCUCCGGCGAGCGAUAGUAAAUAUAGCUAGUAACCGGGAUACCUAUAUGGGCGGCGGGUCGCCGUGCGCGUCGUGCAAGCUGCUGCGGCGGCGGUGCACCAAGGACUGCAUCUUCGCGCCCUUCUUCCCCGCCGACGAUCCCCACAAGUUCGCCAUCGUACACAAGGUCUUCGGCGCCAGCAACGUCUCCAAGAUGCUCCAGUUGCUGACGACGACCACCAUGGGAUCCAUGUGUUUGAUCGAUCAGGAGCUCCCCGUGCAGCAGCGCGGCGACGCGGUGAGCAGCCUGGUGUACGAGGCCAACGCGCGGAUGCGGGACCCGGUGUACGGCUGCGUGGGCGCCAUCUCCUUCCUGCAGAACCAGGUGUCGCAGCUGCAGAUGCAGCUCGCCGUCGCGCAGGCCGAGAUCCUCUGCAUCCAGAUGCAACAGCGGCGCGACGGCGGCGGCGGCGGCCCCGACGACGUCGACGCGGUGGUCCCGCCGUCGUCGCUGGUCGCGGCGGGCGGAGGAGGCGCCGGGGACCACCACCACCACGUCAUGGCGGCGGCGAUGCAGCAGCACCAGGCGGCGAUGGUGGCCCCCGACGACGUGGACGCGUUCCUGAUGCAGAACGCCGGCGCCGGCGCCAUCAUCCCGCCGCAGCUGAUGGGCUACGGCGCCGCGCCGGCGGGCGCCAUGGGGGAGCCCCUCAAGAGGGAGUCCCUGUGGACGUAG
Messenger RNA from Panicum hallii, 873 nucleotides. RefSeq names its product LOB domain-containing protein 12-like. The transcript has 2 exons. The coding region runs from base 205 to 873 and encodes 222 amino acids. Lineage: Eukaryota; Viridiplantae; Streptophyta; Magnoliopsida; Poales; Poaceae. The record is from RefSeq and is a predicted model, not a curated record.